AUGAAAGUGAUCAAAAAAAAAAUUUGUACUACUUGGGAUCCUAAUUUAUCUAAAAUUUAUCCUUGGCUUGAAAAAUCUGAAGAUAAUAAUAGUUCUUUACGAAAACAAACUUUUGAACGUCAUCUUACUACUGUUGAUCAUCAAAAGGUAACAAUUUUUCAAAAUCAUCAGCAAACUACAAUUAUUCAAGGUAAUCAAGCUAUGAAUCAAUAUCCUGCUUUGUGUCAAUUAGGAUAUUUGCAAUUUAUUAAUCAUGAAGAACUUUAUUUUAAAAAUGAUCCUAUUUAUGAAAUUAUUCAAGAAUUAGUAUUAGCAAAAAAUUGGAGUAUUUUAAUUGAUGAAAGUACUUCAUUUACUUCUAAAUAUCUUGCAAUUGUAACUAAAUAUCUUACUCAAAAUUCACCAGUUUUGCGAUAUCUUGGAAUAAUUGAACUUGAUAAUUGUAAUGCAGAAUCAAUAACUAAUAAUCUUGAAAUAUUUAUAACUGCUAAAUCACUUAAUAUUAAAAAUUCAACUCAUUUUGGAAAAUCUAUUAAAGGGGCUUUAUUAGAGAAAGCAGCAAAUAAUCAGCAAGCUACCUCCUUAUUAGCUGAUAUUAAUCAAGAAUUUGAAAUUGCAACAAUGUUUUUAGCUCAAUUUAUUAGUAGUAACGAGGUUUUGCCUACUUAUGGAUCAAACUUACUUGAGUAUAUUACAAAUAAUAAUUUGAAAUUAUAUAAUGCAUUAGGAAUAUUUGAUCCAGAGCAAUUACCAAAAUUAGAUAGUGAUUUAGCUAAUUAUGGUAAUGAAAUGAUUAAAAUUCUUGAUGAUUUUUAUAGAACUUCAAAAACAAUUAACA
This is a messenger RNA of Scutellospora calospora, 838 nucleotides long. The record is from the annotation of a GenBank genome assembly. Lineage: Eukaryota; Fungi; Glomeromycota; Glomeromycetes; Diversisporales; Gigasporaceae.